AUGGCGCAUGGGGAGAAAUGGAGCGGUCGAUCAGCGGCUACGCCGUGCGUACGUCCAACACGCCAAGCAAGCACGGCAAGCUUCCAUCAUAUUCAACAUCUACGGAGGGAUGUCGCCAGCCAUCGUAUCUCCAACAAGUACCAGCCUGGAACACACCCGGGGCCAAGGGCGACGACCAGACAGAUCGCCGUCCUGGGGCGGAUGAUGCUCACUACACCCUCCGAGGCCCCUCAGGAGGCACGCCGGCCGCCGCCUCGCGACAUCGACUCAACAAGGCUGCCCAGCCCCGAAGACCUUGAGGUCGUGGUGCCCUUCAACUCCCAGGAUUAUCCUGUGUUGCCGUGGUGGCGCAGCAUCGAAUCGACCCCCACCAUCACAGUCCAGAUUAAGCGCGGAGCGGAGCCGCAGCAUGAGCGGUCCCUCGACCUCAUCAGUAAGAAACGCCCCGUGCCCGCGAUGGUCAAGCCCGUCCCAGCAUGGUCCUCUACCGUUCCCGCGCCCACGCUUGCAGUCUCGCAGGACAUUCUACUCCAGUAA
Messenger RNA from Colletotrichum spaethianum, 537 nucleotides. RefSeq lists its product as uncharacterized. The coding region runs from base 1 to 537 and encodes 178 amino acids. The transcript has 2 exons. The record is from RefSeq and is a predicted model, not a curated record. Lineage: Eukaryota; Fungi; Ascomycota; Sordariomycetes; Glomerellales; Glomerellaceae.